AUGUAAUUUUUUUAGAAGUCUGAAGAAUAAAUUAGAAUAGAGUAAAAACUAUAAAGAAUAAAUGCAGCUAAAUAAGAGGAAAAGUAUAGAAAACCAAAUCCUUGUUAAGUUACAUUCCCAGAAGAAAAUUUUAUAGAAAUGAAAGUUCAAUAAGAAGGAAAACUUAUCAAAUUAAAUACUUAUAGAUUUUAAGCAAAUGGUAAACCUAAAGCUGUUAUUUUUAUGUUUCAUGGUUUAUGUGCACAUAUUAAUCAUUGUGCUCAUAUUGCUUAAAAGAUGGCAUAGGAUGGAUUCUUGGUAGUUGGAUUUGAUAACAGAGGUUUUGGAAAAUCUGAAGGAAUAAGAGGUUAUCUAGAAAGUCUUGAAAUUCAUUUAUCAGAUUGUCGUCUAUUUAUGUAGAAAGUAUUGGAACUAUAAGGAAAUUCUAAUAUUCCUGUUUUUUUAUCUGGUUUAUCAAUGGGAGGAAUGACUUCUUUUAGAUUAGCUAUUUAAGGAAAUAUUCCAAAUCUUAGAGGAAUUAUUCUAUAUGCUCCUGCAAUUAAAACACUAUUUAGCAAUUUAUAAAUUAAUACAAUCAAAUUUGUAGGAUAUAUCAUUCCAAAAUAUAAAUUAAUAAAACCAAAAAGAGGUUAAACAACUAAGAAUCCUUAAGUGACUGAAGAUCUAAUGAAAGAUCCUUACACAUACUCAGAUGAACUCCUUCCUAAAACUAUUUCUACAAUUACUGUAAGUAUGAAAGAAUGUGAAUCCAUGUAUGGAUAAUUACAAACUCCUUGGAUAGUUAUACAAGGAGGUCUUGAUAAAUUAGUUGAUCCAGAUUUGGCAUUUACGCUACAAAAAGAAUCACCAUCAAAAGAUAAAACUGUAUUAUAUUAUGAAAAUUUAUGGUAAAGAUUAUUUAAUUAUAAUUAGGCAUGAUGUAUGGCAUGAGGAAGAGAUACAUGAUAUCAUUCCUAAAGUAAUAUAAUGGUUAAAUUAGAGAAUAUGA
This is a messenger RNA of Paramecium primaurelia, 988 nucleotides long. The record is from the annotation of a GenBank genome assembly. NCBI's taxonomy places the organism in Eukaryota, Ciliophora, Oligohymenophorea, Peniculida, Parameciidae.